Messenger RNA from Heterocephalus glaber (naked mole-rat), 8319 nucleotides. NCBI's taxonomy places the organism in Eukaryota, Metazoa, Chordata, Mammalia, Rodentia, Bathyergidae. The record is from RefSeq and is a predicted model, not a curated record.
GCGCAAGGUCCCGAGUUCGAUCCCCAGUACCAAAAAAACAAAGAAAAGAAAACAAGAUUUCACUCCUGAGAAAAAGAGCUGAGGUCUGUUAGAAAAUUUCAGUGCCUCAUGUGUGCUUCCCGAACAUAAGACUGGAGUGUGUUUCAGAAAUGCAGAUUCUUGGGGCUGAACUCCAUGGAUCCUAGAAGUGGCAUUUGGAAGAGGCUUUCAGGGGCUCUGACACAUGGCCAACCCCGGGCAGCCUCAGUGCUAGGUAGAUUUCUCCCUGGUUGAGCUAUGCUUUGUCCAGGCUGGUUCUCGAAGGUGGGCAUCAGCUUGUCCCAGGGCAGCCCGACCAAGCCACGGCAAUGUGUCUGCCCUCCGGGACCCCACACCAUUUUGGUGGCUGUCACAACCUAGCCAUCUGUCCACGUAAGCCACUGACACCUGGCCUCCGCUGAGGGCCCACCCCACUCCAGCGGAAAUGUGUUGAAGAACUUCCCAUUCCUACCAGGAUUGAGUCUGUGCUUAUAGAGGUGGCAUUUCAAAAUUUUCAAGGAAACUGGGGUUGGUGGCACACACCUGUAGUCCCAGCACUUAGGAGGCUGAGGCAGGAGAAUCACUGUGAGUUUGUGCCCAGCCUGGGCUACAAGGUGAGUUCAAGGCCAGUCUAAAAAAACCCUGUCUCAAAAAACAAAAUAAACAAACCAGAGAAACUUUCAAGAACAGAGAGGACAAAGGAAUCCUUUCUUUAUCUGAACAUCCUGCUUACAGACUUAACUUGCAGGAAGCACUGUGGGCAUAUGACAGUCCUUUUGUGUGCUCCCUCUCCAAAGCAAGAUCUUGCCAACUCCUUCCUCCUGGAGGGCUUUUUUUUUGUUCCAGUGAAAUAUUAGUAAGAUGUCUUAAUAUUUGUUUAGUACUGUAUGUCCAAUAGAUAUGCAUCUCUGUGCAUCUUUAUUAUGUGGUUAAUCAUCUGGGUGGGGGCAGAUGUGACCCACAUCAGGAUUAUGGAUGGGAACUGGGAGGCGUAGACUUAUUUACCAACACAGAACAUCCUGAUUUCUAGACACUGGCCCUGGGUGGGUGCGGGCCUCAGAGUCCCCUGAGGUGCCCAUUGCAGGACUUGUCCAAGGUCACAGGGCCACAGGUGGAUGGCAGAGAGGGCUUUGUCCCGCUAUGUGGCUGCUGCUUGCACUCGGGGUGCAGGGGAAGUUGUGCCCAGGCCACGUGGCCAGCCGGAGGAGCCCUAACCCCUAGGCCCCACGUUCAUCUUUCCACUCUUGUGGAAAGCUCCCACUGGAAGCCAGUUGCUGGCUCAGUCCCGGAUUUCCUGGGAAGAGUAGUUGGGGUUGGCGACUCUGCCCGGAGCUUUUCCUCCACACCUCAGUGCAGGCAGAGUGGGGACCAGAAGCUUGAAAGUUUGGGCCAAGGAGUGGGAGGAAUGGAGACGGGACAGGGGCUGCCCACUGUGGAUGGAUGCUCUGGACGGCCCUGGGACAGCUGUAGAAUUGUCACCCAGGUGCCAGGCUGCCCGCCUCAUUUACAAAUCAGAAUGGGCCUUCUGAUGCAGCUGGUGAACUCCCAGCAGAGAAAGAAGACUUAAUUGUGGGUCAUUCCAUAAAGAGAAGAACUGCUUGGGCUAUAAUUAUCCCUCAGCCUCCCUGGCCUGGACAGCUGUUCCCCAUGUGCUACAAGGGUCAGAGUAAUGCCAAGAGCAUGCAUGGUUCCAUGCCUGUCACCAUGUACACAGGGUGAUAGAAACAUGGGGAAUGUUUACAUUUUUAAAAUUAUUACAGUGAAAGACACCCAGUGGGUAUCUCAUUCUGUGGGUCACUGAGACAGGCAAUGUUUCCUCAAAUGGCAGGGCAUGUUCUGUUCAGUUCUGGUUCAGUAAGGGGCUCAGCCCGAAGGUCCCAGCCCAUGGUGGCUGCCUCUGUAGUGUCCUCCGUCUCUCAUAUGUGUCCAGUGAGCCAGGGUUGCAUUUGGACAGGCUCAGGGCACAGGGGUGUCCUCAGCUAUUGGGUAUGGAGGGCCCUCUGUAGGUGCCACUUGAGAAGGUUGCUGGGAGAGGCCCACAGCUGGCCUGAGAAUGUGCCGGAAGGAGUAGAUCCUGUUGCAACACAUGGGUGACAGGAGGCUGGGAACAGAGGUCCAGGAAGCCCCGGUUAUAGCCCUUGUCAGGUCUGCCACAGGUUUGGUGCUUCCAGCUGCAUUGCCUGCCAAGUAGGUAGCUGGGGAGGUCUAAGGAAGGGGGUGCUGCAGAGUGGGCAGAGGACAGAACCAGCAGGGCUGUCACCUCCUCUCCCAGGGCCACAGUCACUGCAUUUUGGAGAUAGCUGUGGCAACAGGGCUCCUUCGAGGACACGGUGACCUUCGUGGACGCAUAGUGAGCCUGAGUGGCCCUCUGGGUUAGAGAAGGGUGGAAUCCUGACCCAAAUCUCCCUGUGCCCGUUUUCGGAAUCCACCCAGAAGUGGGAAGGCCAGGAGUAGCACUUGAGGUCCAUGCAGUGGGAGCCAAGAACAGGGAUGGUGAGGGACAGGCUGGUGUGGACAGCGGGGUCAGGUGACCAGGACAACUCUUCCCAUGUGCUACAAGGGUUGGGGAAGUCCCAAAACAAGUGGCCAACCCUGUCAUCAUGUAUGCAGUGUGAUUUAAGCACAUGGUGAAUGUUUAAGUUUUAAAAAUUAUUGCAAUGAAAGACACAUUGUGAUGAAUCCCCUCAAAAUAUUCCUCCUUGCUUUGAACACACUGAUCCCAUCAUUCUUGCUCUUUUCUGAAGGAGCUCUGUAAGUCCUUUCCUGAGAGUCUUUAAUUCGCUGUCGUGGCUGCCUUGAAGUACAGAACUGAUUCAGAACAUUCACCUUGCAUGGUCACUCUGACUUUGAGAAAGAGGGAGCGGUCACACAGUGCCAGAUCCAGUAACUAAGGUGGAUGAGGACACAGUAUCUUUUUUUUUUUUGGUACCAGGGCUAGAACUCGGGUCCUUGCACUUGCGCAGCAGGUAGCAGGCAGCGAAACCACUGAGGCAAAUCCCCGGCCCUAUCUUUUUUUUUUGAAAUGUGGUCUUGUUAUGUAGUUCAGGCUGGCCUCGAACUCCAGGCUCUCCUCUUGCCUUAGCCUCCUGAGUGCUGGGAUUACCGGCAAGUACCGCCACACUUGGCCCCAGGGUCAUGUUUUUAUGAUCCUGCCUUUCCAUUAGGUGGCACUCAAUGGCAGCAUCCACUAUAUUCUUAUCAUACUGCAUAGACAUUCAGGAAAGAGCACUUCCAGACCUGCUUCAGAAAGUGGCUAGAACAGUGGGAUAAGUAUGUUGGAAGCAAAGAGGAAUUAAUGGCAAUGUGUCUUAUACUGUAAUAAAUUUCUUCCCCAUGCAUUUUGACCAUACCUCCCAGCUGUGGGAACAGCCGGCUGCCUCACUGCUGGGACCCAGAGAGGGAAAGCUGUCCAAGGCAUGCCCCCCUUGGGGGUCACCCAUGGCCUAGGCCCCCUGAACUGCCUUUCCUGGAAGGGCAGGCACAGUGUGACCCGGCCCCGCAGCCCUCAGGGCACAGGGAGGGAAAGGGCUGAAGCCUUGGCAAGCAACCUUGGCGUCUCAGUUUGUUCUGUUGAACAUAACUACAUCUUAUCUGCAUUCUUUAUCCCUUUGAAAAUAUUUAUUUUCAGUUCUACAUUUUUGCUUAUUCUGUACAACUAACAGCUGAAGGCUGAGGCCUGUGGUCCCCUGAGGUGUGACAGGCUCCGGGCUCUGGGCUGUGGCUCCUCCCGCCCUCUGGAUGACCCGUGAGCCCCGGGCCUGACCUGUCUGAGAUUCUGCAGAAUGCAGGUCACGGGGGUCAGGGUCACACUGUGCAGCGGCGCUGGAGAGGAGACAUACUUGGCAGUGUUCCAGUCCUGCUGCUGCGAGCUCCACCCUGGACCAUUUUCUGAAGUGGUCUGAGUGCUUGGGAACAGAGGGGCUCAGUUCCUGGAUAGAUGGCAGAGGACAGGGAACAGGGGACACCCGGCCAGCCUGGCUCAGGCUCAGAAAUGAGGCUUUGUAUAUUGAAAAGACCUAGGAUCUGGGAUGUGGCUCUGUGGCAGAGUGCCUGGCCCUGCAAAAGCAAAACUGAAUCAAAGCCCUUAACUUCUAUUUAUCAUCGCCUCUUUUCUCCCAGUCUUCAUGUGCAUUUUCAUGUUUAGGGAUUUGCGAGCUGUGCCUAUAUCCUUGCUUCCAUACCCCUGUUGUGAAGCAGCCCCCCUUGGCGGUUGGCAGCUUUGGUUCUAGGGAGUACAGGUGUGCCUGUUGCUCACUGGCCACACUCACUCUUGGUGCUUUUCUUGGUUUAAUUUACCCCUCACCUCCGGCCUUUUACCUUUCUGUCACUUGGAGGGACAGAGCAGCUGGCGCAGCUGGAUCAGCCUCUCUUGGCCUCGGGCAGCUGUGGCCCAGGGUCCUUAAGUGGCAGGAGAGGCAAGGCCUCUGCAGGCUGCUGUGGUCCAGCCUGUGGCUGGCCUUAGCACCCCUUGGCUGCCACCCCAUCCUGGGUGUCCCUGGCACUCUGGUGGCUCUUCUUUGGGCUCUGUGCUCCGGUUGCCCUCACCGCAGUGACUGCAGGGAGGAUGGGGAUAGAUCUGGUCUCAAAGCAAGAAGGUUGACAGCCUUAAAAUAUUUUAUAAACUCCUUGGGAUUGGCAAAAAUCCUGGCUGUGUUUUACCAAACAUAUUUUGCCCUUAACUUUUACACCAACAUGUAUUUUAAGAGAAACAUAAUCUGCCAUUUCUUCAAGUGUUUACUUAAUUCUUACAUUGUUUUCAGAACAGUGCUCUCCGAAAGACAAAAGCUUUCCUUUUUUUUUUUUAAAUUGGGGUUUUGAGAACCCAGGAGGUCGAGUUCAUCUAAAAGUUAACUAAGCUGAAGCCCAGAACAAAAAUAAAAGAUGCAUCAGUUUUACAGAACCUAGGAGAUUAUGAAACCCUUGUCCACCUGACAUUGGCUGCCUAAAUGAAAUGACAGUGAUGACGAUAAUGAUGAUGAUUUUGCUGGUACUGGGGAGUGAACCCAGGGCCUUUGUACUGAGCUACUUUGCUAGCCCUUUUUUGGUAGUUUUUAAAUUUUGAGACAGGGUCCUGCUAAGUUACCAAGUCUGGGCUGGAACUUUCGAUCCUCCUGCCUCAGCCUCCCAGGGUGCUGGGAUUACAGGCAUUGCCAUGACUCCUGGCUGAGAUUUAAAAUCAGAUUAAAAUUCCCUCAUCUCUGACCUUCGGCAGCCCUAGUUUGGUGGCCAAAGCUCCACUGAGUGAGGUACCAUUGCUCAGCCACAACUCAUUCUUAAGUGAUUUUCUUGGUUCAAUUUAAGAUCAAAAAGUCUUUAAGGGGCCGGGGAUUUAGCUCAGUGGUUCCAGCGCCUGCCUGUCAAGUGCAAGGUCCCGAGUUUGACCCCCGGUACCAAAACAAAACAAAACAAAACUCUUUAAAACAAAAUCCUUAUUGUAAUAAUAUGGCCUGCCAGUUAUGUGGGUGUUCAAAUUCAUCAGAUCCCUCUUCUGUAAAAAUAGUUUCAGAUUCCUUUGAUUCCCUUGGUUUUCUGGUCUCCACAUUCCUCGAAGGUGUACUCAGUGUCAAAAGUUCUUCUCCCACAUGAGACAUCCUUCCCUGGAGGUUAAGCCCAACUGGAUCGGAGACCCUGAGGGCUUCCAGGGCUGCUCGAUUUUGUCCCAGGCGGAAACACUGGUCUCUGCUGCCUGGGCAGUUGGCAAAAGGUACAGCAUCUGCCUUGGAAGGUGGUGGCAGACGGGACCAGCUUGACGCCAGACAGGUGUGCACGCCCCAUCCCCGACCCUGCAUGGCCCUCUGCCUUUGGGCCCCAGCCUCAUAUCUGCGGAGCACCAACCACCAGGCCUGAGAAGCUCCUCGAGUCUCCAGUGUGCAGCCCCAACUCUGCUCUCCCCUGCUAGAGCCGCCCUAUCUUCAGCGUCCCCUGAAAGUGCCCGGCCUGGUAACUGCAGGCCCCUCCCACCGACUGCACGGCUGGGCUGGGUUCUCAGAAGGGCACGAGAGCUACGUGACCUUCUGCCAGCUGGAGGACGGGGCCGCCUUCACCUGCAGCGCCGACUGCACCAUCCGGCGGUGGGACUUGCACACAGGCCAGUGUGUGCAGGUGUACCAGGGACACACGUCCAUCGUCAACAGGUCGGCCUGGCGGGCGGGGCUGCUGGCCAGGCAGAGGGAGACAGAGGCCAGAAAUGAUCCUGGUUGCCAACAACCAGCUCUUCAGCAGCUCCUAUGACCGGACAGCUCGCGUCUGGUCUGUGGACAAGGGGCAGGUGUCCCGGGAGUUUCGGGGCCAUCGAAACUGCGUCCUGACCUUGGCCUACUCUGCCCCCUGGGAUGCUCCCUGUGUAGAGGAAGCUGAGGCCAGGGGCCUCCUGGUGACAGGCAGCACAGAUGGCACAGCCAAGGUGUGGCAGGUGGCCAGUGGCUGCUGCCACCAGACGCUGCGGGGCCACACGGGUGCCGUGCUGUGCCUAGUGCUGGAUGAGCUUGGCCGCACAGCCUUCACGGGCAGCACCGAUGCCACCAUCCGAGCCUGGGACAUCCUGAGCGGGGAGCAGCUGCGCGUGUUCCGAGAGCACCAGGGCUCCAUCAUCUGCCUGGAGCUUGUGGAGCAGCUGUUGUACUCGGGCAGCGCCGACAGGACCGUCAAGUGCUGGCUGGCAGACGCCGGGCAGUGUGUGCGCACCUUCCCCGCCCACCGCCGCAGUGUGAGCGCCCUCAAAUUCCACGCGGGGACCUCAAAGAUCUGUAAUGGAGAAGGACAGAGGUCCCUACAGCGCCCCCUCAGCAGCAGCCAGUGUUCACAGGCAGCGGAGAUGCCUGUGCCAGGGCAUUUGAUGCCCAGUCGGGAGCGCUGCAGAGAGUGUUCCGGGGCCAUGCGCUUGUCAUCAACUGCCUGCAGGUGCACGGCCAUGUGCUGUACACAGCCUCGCACGACGGUGCGCUGCGCCUCUGGGAUCUGCGUGGGCUCCAGGCCCCCUGCCCCAGGCCCACAGGCAAGCGCAGCCUGUCACGCCUCUUCAGCAACAGGGUGGCCUGCGUCACGGCUGUGCCCCUGCAGCCCACCUGAGCUAGAGGACACAUCGCUUUCUGGGAACCAGAGGGCGGGCACCCGACCCUGGGCGAGAGCUGCCAGCUUCCCCAAGCCUCCAGGGAUUCAUCUUCUCCCCAUCCCAAGCCCGGCCCCCUGGUCCACCCUGGGAGCCCCCAAGCUCCUGAAGGCCCCUGGGGAGUCCCUUUAUGCAGAGAGUGGUAAGGGGGACUUCUUUACAAAAGCCACAGAACCAGAUUGUUGCCUUGGAAAAUUGUCACCGAAGUCCUCAUGUAGAACUCAAAUACACGUCUUCGAAGUUAACAGUGCUCUUGGGUACGUUUGUUCUGUCAACCAAAUCUUGGCUCCCUUUGUGGACAGGGGACAGCUCUGCCUUCUGGCUGAGACUAGGGGCUGCCACCAAUGUCACCGCAGACAGUGGCUGUGGAAGAGGCCAGGGAGUGAGGAGUUGGCAUUGGGGUCCCUACUCUGGAGAUUUUCCAGGGGCCUCACUCUGCUGGGCCUGCACAAAUCGAUGGCUGGCCCACACUGUGCCAGGCAUGGUGGCACACACAGAGCCUCUGCAGCACAAGUGUCCUGCCAGGAGGAGUUGCAGGGGAGAGGCCAGGAGCCUCCCCAGCACCCUUGACCUCCCAAGGGGCACUCUUCAGCCCCUUGGUGCUUCCACUUUGUGCAUCCACAGUGCCCUGUGCCAGUCCCUGGCUGGCUCCCAGUGUAGGACAAUACAGGUGACUGUGCCUGACAUGAAGAGCUUGGCAUCUCGCUGGGAAGGCUCCUGGGUCAGCAGCCCACAGUGUUUCUCAGAGCACAUGUGUUUCCCGGCCAAGGUAUGCUGGCCCGCAGGUGCAAUGCACUCUCUCCAGGAUGCCAGGCCUGGUGGGCGAUCUCAUCACAUGGGCAGAAAAAGAUGCAGAGGUUUGUGAUGGGGCUCUGGGCUGGACCCGGAAACACUGGGCAAGAGGGCUUCCUGGCACAGGUGCCGUUCUCUGGGAGCACUGGAGCACUCAGCCCCGUGGGGGGUGGGGGCAUCACAACCACCACCUCUCCUCGAAGCUCUGUGGGUCAGCAAGGGGCUUCCUGCCAGGUGGAAGUGACGCUGCAGGAGGCAAGGCAGAGAACCAGGAGUUCCUGGGCUGGAACCCGUUCCUGCUCUGAGGCGAUACUCACUGAUGUGGCUAGGUGACAUGCACUGGGGGCUUAGAGCCUCAUCUCCUGCCACAGCAGAGCGAGACCCUCCCACCACCAUCUGUC